Messenger RNA from Vigna radiata var. radiata (mung bean), 2514 nucleotides. Its product is annotated as loricrin-like. The transcript has 6 exons. The coding region runs from base 1 to 2514 and encodes 837 amino acids. The record is from RefSeq and is a predicted model, not a curated record. Lineage: Eukaryota; Viridiplantae; Streptophyta; Magnoliopsida; Fabales; Fabaceae.
AUGUUGGAACUAGGGUUGGUGGUGGGGGAUGUGGUGGUGGUGGUUGUCGUGGUGGUGAUGGCAACAGCGGUGGCGGCGAAGGUGGUGUUUGGUGCUUAUGGUGGUGGUUGUGGUGGUGGUGCUAAUGGUGAUGGUGGGGGUAGGGUCGGCGUUGGUGGUGGUGAUGGUGGUGGUGGUGGGUGUGGUGGUGGCGGCGGUUCUGGCGAUGGUGUCGGCGAUGGCGGUGGUGGUGGUUAUGGUGGUGGUGGAGGUGGUGGUGGUGUAUGUGGUUGUGGUUAUUGUAGGUGCAGUGGCAUUGGUGGCGACAGUGGUGGUGGUGGUGGUUACGGUGGCGGUGAGAGUGGUGGUGGUUUUGGUUGUUGUGGUGAUGGCGACGACGGUGAUGGUGGUGGUUGUAGUGGUGGUGGUGGUACUGGUUGUGGUGAUGAUGGUGGUGGUAGUGGCGGUGGCGGUGGUGGCAGCAAUAGUGGUCCCAUCAGUGAUGAUGGAGAUAGUGGUACUGGUGGGGGCGACUGUGGUGGUGGUGGUGAGGGUAGUGGUGGCAGUGGCGGCGGUGGCGGCGGUGUUGAUGGUGGUUGUGGAAGCUCGGGUGGUGUUGGCGGUGGUGGUGGUUGCGUAGCGGCGGUUGUGGUGGUGAUGGUGGUGGUUGUUGUGGUGGUGGUGGUAAGGGUGGUGGUGGCGUCGUUGGCGGCGACAAUGCUGGUGGUGGUGGUUGUGGAGGUUGUGGUUGUGGAGGUUGUGGUGUUGCUCGUAGCGGGUGUUGUGGCGGCAGCGGUGGUGGUAUUGCUGGUGGUGGUGGUGGCAGCAGCGAUUGCGGCGGCGGCGGCGGCGGUGGUUGUUGAUGUUAUGGUUAUGGUUAUUGUGUUGGGGGUGGCAGUGGUGGUGGCGGCCACGGUGGCAGCGACGGUGGUGGCGGUGGUGGUUGUGGUGGCGAUAGAGGGUGGUGGUGGUUGUUGCGGUGGUGGUGCUAAUGGUGACGAUGGGGGUGGGGUCGGUGGUGGUGGUGAGGAUGGUAGCGGUGGUGGGUGUGGUGGUGGCGGUGGUUAUGGCUAUGGUGGCGGCGGUGGCGAUGGUGGUGGUUCUGCUGGUGGGGGAGGUGGUGAUGGUGGUGGUGGUUGUGGUAGAGGAUGCGGUGGCGAUAGUGGCAGCGGCGGUGGUGGUUGUUGUAGGUGCAGUGGCGGUGGAGGCGAUAAUGGUGGUGGUGGUGGUUUCGGCGGCGGUGGCGGUGGGGGGGGUGGUGGUGGUUAUGGUGGCGGCGAGAGUGGUGGUGGUUCUGGUUGUUGUGGUGUUGGCGACGACGGUGAUAGUGGUGGUUGUAGUGGUGGUUGUACUGGUGGUGGAUGCAGUGAUGGUGGUGGUAGUAGUGGUGGCGGUGGUGGCAGCAACGGUGGUUUUGGUGGUAGUGGUUGUCGUGGUGGUGGUCGCGACGAUGGUAGUGGUUGUGGUGGUUGUGGUGGUGGUGGUGGCAGGGGUGCUGUUGUGAAUGGUGGUGGUGGCGAGGGUGGUAUUGUAGAUGGUGGUGGUGGCAGCGGCGAUUGUGGUGGUGAUGGUGGUGGUUGUUGUGGUGGUGGUCGUAAGCGAUGUGCUGGCGACGUUGGCGGUGACGGUGCUUGUGGUGGUGGUUGUGGAGGUUGUGGUGGUGCUGGUAGCAGUGGUGGUGGCUGCAGGGGUGGUGGUGUUUGUGGUGGCGGCGAUGGUUGCGACGGCGACAGAGGUUGUGGUGGUGUCGGUGGUGGAUGUGGUGCUUGUGGCGGCGGCGGCGAUGGUGGUGGUUGUGGUGGUGGUGGUGGUGGUGGAGGCGGGGGUGGACUUGGGGUGAUAGUGGCGGCGGCGGUGGUGGUGAUUUUAGAGGGUGGUUGUUGUUGUGGUGGUGGUGGUAUUGGUCUUGGCGGUGACGGUGGUGGUGUUUAUGGUGGUUGUAGUGGUGGCGGUGGUGGUGGGGGCGGCGGCAGCGGUGCUGGCGGUGAUGGUAUUGGUGGUGGUGGUUGUGGUUGUGAUGGUGGUGGUUGUUGUGGAGGUGGUGGUAGUGGACGUGGCGGCGACGAUAGUGGUGGUUGUAAUGGUGGUGGCGGUGGUUGGGGCGGCGGUGGCGGCGGUGGUGGUUAUGGCAGUGAUGGUGGUGGCGACAGCGGUUGCGCAGUGGUGGUAGUGGCGGUAGCGGCGACAGUGAUUAUGGUGGUUGUGGUGGUGGUGGCAAUGGCGACGGUGGCGGCGACGAGGGUGGUGGUGGAUGUCACAACGUUGGUGGCAGCGACGGUGGUGGUGGUGGUGAUUGGUGUAAUGGUGGUGAUGGUUGUGGUGUUGGGGGUGGUUGCGAUGGCGGUGUCGGCGACAAUGGUGGUGGUGGUGGUGGCCGCAACAACGGUGGUGGAUGUGGUGGUAGUGGUGGUUGUGGUGGUGGUGGUUGUAGUGCUGCUGCUGGUGGUGGAGGUGGUGAUGGUGGUGGUGGUGGUGGCGGAGGUGUUGGUGGCGGCGGUGGUGGCGGUGUUGGUGGUUGUUGUGGAGGUGGUGUAG